Cyphomyrmex costatus is the source of this 354-nucleotide messenger RNA. Its product is annotated as sorting nexin-30. The transcript is spliced from 2 exons. NCBI's taxonomy places the organism in Eukaryota, Metazoa, Arthropoda, Insecta, Hymenoptera, Formicidae. Bases 1 to 354 code for a protein of 117 amino acids. The record is from RefSeq and is a predicted model, not a curated record.
AUGAUGACCUCGUCGGAAACUUCGGAAAUGGAGAACCCAGGAGAAGAAAAGGGCGCCGAGGACUCGGCGAUCUUGGAGGUGAGCUCAAUGGCAGUGGGCGGGAUUGUGAAGCAAGAGAGUCGCGACGUCGACUACCUGUCCAACUGCAGCACCUCCAUCGAGGGAUCCGUGGUUGCGUCUCCUUCUAUCGAUAGCUUCUCUACUCUGCCGGAUCAAGAAAUAUCGGACUUUCAGACAGACUCGCGAGAUUUGCAAGUGAAAGUAGACAAUCCGCAGAAACAUCUGGAAACUCUGGAGACAUACAUCACAUUCCGUAUAACGACUAGAGUACGGAUUUAUUAUUACAAAAUAUGA